This is a messenger RNA of Laccaria bicolor S238N-H82, 756 nucleotides long. RefSeq lists its product as uncharacterized. Lineage: Eukaryota; Fungi; Basidiomycota; Agaricomycetes; Agaricales; Hydnangiaceae. The record is from RefSeq and is a predicted model, not a curated record. The transcript has 9 exons. The coding region runs from base 1 to 756 and encodes 251 amino acids.
AUGUCCACACCCAACAACAGCCAGACCACACAUUAUUUGGCUAUCUUUUCAAUUGAUCGGAAGGCAAGCCAAAAGCAUACCAUCAGUCAGAAAAAGACCUACAUAAUAAUAUGGCACACCCUCAAUGGCUAUUUCCAGAGAAAGAGGAUGGCACUAGAUAAGAAAAAGAACCGGGUUUGGUUCCACCAUGUUGAAUUAGACGAGCUUGAAGCCUCCAAUCCCAAGACUGCAAAAUUGAUGUGUGUGCUUUAUGUCGCUUAUGUCCUUGAGUCAAGGUGGAAUGAAUGGAACCAGGAUGUGGGUUCCAAGGUUUUCCCCCCCAUGUCUCAAGAACUUGCCACCAGUAUCGACCAGGUGCCCCAGUUGUCUUGGAACAAGGCGCAACCAUGCCAUAUCCCUAUUUUUUUUAAAAUGCUACCACCUGUGCCAGAAGAUGGUCAAGACAAUGAUGAAGAUCUCAAUGAGAAUCCCACCAAUGAAAUCUUUAUCCACAGAACUAGAUGUAUCACUAGAGGCUGUCUCCAGAAACACACCCUGAAGUUCAAAAAGCUCUUGGAUUGGACCAUCUUUUUUUUCCAUGUAAAGCUCCUGAAGGGCGAAAUUUUUAUGAAGCUGUUUACCAGAGAAAUCUAUCCCCAGGCCAAAAACAGUGUGAAAGUGCUGUUUGCUGCCACUUGGUAUGGGCCAAAGCUCUUGCCUACAGAAUGUGAACCAGCUCUAACUGUGGUACCAGGGAUUACCCUUUCAUUACCCUAG